UCUUCACCAUCCAUGCAUGGAUGCUGGAAAGACUGAUCCCUUGCAAGGCCAGGCAAGAGUUAGGCAGCCUAACCCUAAAUCCUGAGACUGCCUCACAUGUCCCCAGUGUUCUGGAAUAAACCCAGUGUUCAAACAAGCCUCCAAGAUGGGGCCAGAACAGGGCCCCUUUUCCUGUCUGCCAUCUGGGCAGAUCUCUCGGCUUUCCAUCCAUUCUGUGUGGAUUGGCAGUUUCCAAUGGGUGUGAGUCUGAGUUCCUCUUCUGUGAACCACCCAGCUGUCUUGCUCCACCCCGGUUUCUGCACUUCCCCACCACACUGCUCCCUUCUCUGCUCACACACAGGAGCCAGGACCUCCAGCUCUGAGAUGCUGCUGCUGCCCCUGCUGCUGCUGUGGGCACAGGGGACAGGGAAUUGGGGGCUACCAAGAGUUGAGCAUCCUUUACCCAAAGGGUGCCCACCCAAGAGUUUGAAUCACAGGCUGGAAGUGCCAAAAUCGGUAACUGUACAGGAGGGCCAGUGUGUCCUUGUCCCCUGCAUGAUCCUGGACUCUCGCGUGAACUCCAGCACUGUCUCUGGCUACUGGUUUCGAGAAGGGGCCAAUAUAAAUCACCACUUUCCGGUGGCCACAAACCACCCCCAAAGACAAGUGCAGGAGAGGACUCGGGACCGGUUCCACCUCCUUCUGGAUCUGCAGACCAAGAACUGCUCCCUGCACAUCAGAGAUGCACAGAAGCGUGACAAGGGUACAUACUUCUUUCGGGUGGAAUCAGGAAGUAUACAAUGGAAUUACUGUGCAGACCAGGUCUCUGUGGAAGUGACAGCCCUGACCCACACUCCUGACAUCCUCAUGCCCAGCACCCUGGCGCCCUGCCGCCCCAGCAACUUGACCUGCUCAGUGCCGUGGGCCUGUGAGCAGGGGACGCCCCCAGUCUUCUACUGGACAUCAGCUGUCCUCACAUCCCAAGGCCCCAGGACCCGCCAUUCCUCUGUGCUCACACUGAGCCCCCGGCCCCAGGACCAUGGCACCAACCUCACCUGUCACGUGAUGUUCCCUGCAGCUGGUGUGACUGUGGAACAGACUGUGCAGCUCAAUGUCACAGGGGAAUCCAGCCUCCUCCACUUUCAUGCAGGGAAAUCAAAGCCCAUGGCAGAGUUGGUGCUGCUGGCCGUCAUGGAGGGGGCUGUCAAGAUCCUGCUUCUUGGACUCUGUCUCAUCAUCCUUAGAGUAAAGGUCCACAGAAAGAAGGUGAAAGAUCCAGCAGCAGACAUGGACAGUAUCACAGAUUAGGCUUUUGGGUAGAAUCAGGAAGUGUACAAUGGAAUUACUGUGCAGACCAGGUCUCCGUGGAGGUGACAGGUAAGGACUGGGUGGGACACACCAGUUUUGGUGGCCUAAGGAGGUGGCUGGGGUGGACGCUGUCUUGGGAAGAUUUGGGGCUCAAGUAUUAGGACCUCACUAGGAACUCGGUCGGGGUCUGAGCUUCUGUCAGAGCUGCACUUGGGCCUGGCCUCCCAUCUCACUGUCUUCUCUCCUCACCAGCCCUGACCCACACCCCUGAAGUCCUCAUACCCCAGACCCUGAUGCCCGGCCGCCCCAGCAACGUGACCUGCUCUGUGCCCUGAGCCUGUUAGCAUGGGACGCCCCCCAUCUUCUCCUGGACGUCAGCUGCCCUCACCUCCCUGGGCCCCAGGACCACCCACUCCUCUGUGCUCACCCUGAACCCUCGACCCCAGGACCACGGCACCAACCUCACCUGUCAGGUGAUGUUCCCUGCAGCUGGCAUGACUGUGGAGAGGACCGUGCAGCUCAACCUCACUGGUGUGUGCUGUGCCUGAUGCCUUGGGCCCUGAGGGUGUGAAGGACAGGACAGGGCCUGGGGAGUCCUCUGGCUCUGAGCUGGAACUUGGCCCAGGCAGGACCUACAAUGACACGUCUGUCCCUCUGUAGGCUUUCAGGGGUGGGAGUCAGGAGUGCUGCCUGAUCUCAUCCCUCAGCCCAACUCAAGAGAAAUAUAAACCUCUUUUUCUUCCAGAUGCUGUAAGGAAGUUUCUAGUCUGUGUGUGCACAAGACCUGGCCCAGGCAGAGAGAAACCUCCCUCGGGCUGGGGGAAGGGUCUCUUCAGCUUAUGCAGGGCUGGGUCCUUCCUCAUCCUGGACUCAUCCCGGUGACAGAGAUCCCUGUGGCAACGCCAGUGACUCUUCCCCAUGCACAGCACCUAUGGCCAUGUUGAGCCCUUCUCCUUAGCCACCCUUCAUUCCCUCAGACACACAGAGAGGGAAAACUUCACAGAGCAGAACCAGACUGUCCAUGUCCUUUGCACCCAUCACCUGGAUGCACCUAUUACAUCAGUCUAAGCACUUGUGCAAGGAAACAGAGCCACACAAGCAAACAAUCAGUACACACAACAGUCUGUCUUCAGAGCUCAGUCCCCUCCUAGGGGUAACCCUGACCACACAUGCUGUGCUCAGCCUUGGUCUGGCCCCCCGAGGUCAAAUAGGUCACAGGGUGUCAGUCGAACAGGUGGUCCUGGUGCUCCCUAACUGUGGUGUGCACUGCAUGAGGACCCUAAUGUCGUGGGCGUCUACUCCCAGUGGAUGGUCAGGGCACUCCUUUCAUUGCGCCAACAGAAAAAAGUUUGAUGAGCACUUUUGUUAUCCAUUUGCGCAGUGCAUGUGUGCCAAGGAGAUGAGGCGCUAAAUGCAAAUAUAGCUGGGUGACGAGUUUCUUCCUGUUCUGAUAUAUGUGACCAAGGGGUCUCCAGGAAGCUGGGCACAGCUAACACUCCCAACAGUGAGAGCUGAAAGGGUGUAAGUUGAAGAACCAAAGAAGCUUAUUGUUUGGUUUGGAUUUUGGUUUUUGGUUCUGUAACUGAACCUGGGGCAGAUCACUGAGGGCUACCACUGACAUUUCCCUAAAGCCCAUAGUGGACUUUUUGAUCUUUUCCACCAGCUGGCUGAAUUUGGUGUCUCUGUAUACUUUUAAAUUUUACAUCUGUAUAUUUUAUUGAGAUAAAAUUCAUUAAUGUUACAGUCAGCACUAUUGAUUUAAAACACACAACUGGAAUUUGUACAUUUUUAGUGAGAUAUAACUAUCACCACUGUGUAGUUCCAGAACAUUCAUCACCCCAGAAAGAAACCAGGUGCCCCAAAGCAGUGCUUCUCUUCUGAUUAUCACUGGCCACGUUCUCUAAGGUUUUGCCUGUUCUGGAUGUAGCACAGACGCAGAAUCACGUGAACUGUCACCUCUUAGGCUUGGCCACUUCACCUAGUGUAGCACUUUCAAGACUCGUCCAUGCAGCCACUAUGAGUGCUUCAUUUCUUUCCAAGUCUAAACAGCAUUCCAUUGUAUGGACAGAGCACAUUCACAGAUUAAUUUCUGUGGAAAAUUCGAAUGUUUCCCCCAGGGGCAGCACAACCUUAUAUUCCCACCAACCUUGUUCAAAAGCUCCAACUCUCCACAAUUUCUCAACGUUAUUGUUCUCCUUUUUACAAAAACUACAGCCUGCUAGUGUGUUGGAAGGGCUAUGUUACUGCGGUUUUCAUUUGCACUGAGACAACAGUUCAGAAUGAUGAAAAUGUUUUCAUGUGGUUAUUGGAUGUUUGCAUAUCUUCUUCUGAUGCAUUUUCUUCAAUCUUAUGAUCAUGUACUAAUUGGGCCAAUUGGGAUAGUUUUAUAAUUUGAAAAGGACGGUUUGCUCUUUAAGCUGAAUGGUAGAGCCUUAUCAUGUCUAUAAUAGGCAAAUGUUUUCUCCAGUGCAGUAGAUUUCUC
Chinchilla lanigera (long-tailed chinchilla) is the source of this 3769-nucleotide messenger RNA. Its product is annotated as sialic acid-binding Ig-like lectin 13. NCBI's taxonomy places the organism in Eukaryota, Metazoa, Chordata, Mammalia, Rodentia, Chinchillidae. Gene Ontology annotation, cellular component: plasma membrane. Gene Ontology annotation, molecular function: sialic acid binding. The coding region runs from base 97 to 1287 and encodes 396 amino acids. The transcript is spliced from 5 exons. The record is from RefSeq and is a predicted model, not a curated record. Gene Ontology annotation, biological process: cell adhesion.